This is a messenger RNA of Triticum turgidum subsp. durum (durum wheat), 1026 nucleotides long. The record is from the annotation of a GenBank genome assembly. NCBI's taxonomy places the organism in Eukaryota, Viridiplantae, Streptophyta, Magnoliopsida, Poales, Poaceae.
AUGGGAGCAUACCAGCCACUGCAUCACCAGCACAGCCAGAAGCCGUCGUCGACUCACCAUGGCAGAGUCGCCUUGGCCUGGCUUUUCUCCGCCGUGCUCUGCCUGGCUCUCCUCCACCUCCUCUGCUGCUCCUCGCGCGCCGCACGCGAAAAUGUCGUCUUCUCGCCUCUGCUCCAGUACAUCACCAGCACCUACACUAAAGGAAGAGGGUCGACUUCCAGCUGCGACUACUCGGAGGGGCAGUGGGUGCGGGCGGCGGGGCACGCCCGGCGGUACAACGGCACCGAGUGCAACGUCAAGGACAGCGAGAACUGCGUCCGCAACGGGCGCCCCGACACCGACUACCUCGACUGGCGGUGGCAGCCGGCGGCGCCCGGGUGCCAGCUCCCGGGCUUCGACGCCGCGGCGUUCCUCGGCGCCGUCCGCGGCGAGCACGUGGCCUUCGUCGGCGAUUCCAUGGCGCGGAACCAGGCCGAGUCGCUGGUCUGCCUCCUGGGCGCGUCCUUCCCGUACCACCUGGUGUACCGCGACCCGCAGCCCGGGACGCGUAAGUUCUGGCGCUGGGCGUUCCCCACCCACAACGUCACGGUGUCCGUCUACUGGGCGCCCUUCCUGGCGCGGGCCACGGGCAGGUGCGACAACUACAGCCUGCCCUACAACUCGGUGCACCUCGACGCGCUCGCUGACCGCUGGUCCGCCGACGCCGGCACCAUGGACGUGGCCGUGGUCAGCGCCGGCCACUGGUUCUGGAAGCCGACCGUCUACUACAACGGCAGCGACGUGCUCGGCACGCACCUCCUCCCCGAGCUCAACCACACCGGGAUCGGCUUCCUCUCGCCGUACCGGGAGGCCAUCCGGGCGUCCAUACGGCGCCUCGCCUCGGCCGGCCGCGCGCGCGCCGUGGUCGUGGCCACCUUCUCGCCGGCGCACUUCGAGAAGGCGUGGGACGACCCCACCACGUGCGCCAGGAAGCUGCCGUACACGGAGGGGGAGAGGGAGGUGGACGCCACGCACGCCCAGCUUUGA